AUGGGCUGCACGUUGAGCGCCGAAGACAAGGCGGCGGUGGAAAGGAGCAAGAUGAUCGACCGCAACUUACGAGAGGACGGGGAGAAAGCGGCCAAAGAAGUAAAGCUGCUGCUGCUCGGUGCUGGAGAAUCUGGUAAAAGUACUAUCGUGAAACAAAUGAAAAUCAUUCAUGAGGAUGGAUAUUCAGAGGAAGAAUGUAAACAGUAUAAAGUGGUUGUCUACAGUAAUACUAUACAGUCCAUCAUUGCGAUCAUAAGAGCCAUGGGACGACUAAAGAUUGACUUUGGGGAAGCUGCCAGAGCAAGGAGUAGGGAACUGUUUCUUAGUUACCUAAAUGAUUUGGAUAGAAUAUCACAAAACAACUAUAUUCCAACUCAGCAAGAUGUUCUACGGACUAGAGUGAAGACUACAGGCAUUGUGGAAACACAUUUCACCUUCAAGGAUCUGUACUUCAAGAUGUUUGAUGUAGGGGGCCAAAGAUCAGAACGAAAAAAGUGGAUUCACUGUUUUGAGGGAGUGACAGCGAUUAUCUUCUGUGUGGCUCUCAGUGAUUAUGACCUUGUUUUGGCUGAAGAUGAAGAGAUGAAUCGUAUGCAUGAAAGCAUGAAACUGUUUGACAGUAUUUGCAACAACAAAUGGUUUACAGACACUUCAAUCAUUCUCUUCCUCAACAAGAAAGAUCUUUUUGAGGAAAAAAUAAGGAGAAGUCCAUUAACUAUCUGUUACCCAGAAUACACAGGUUCCAACACCUACGAAGAGGCAGCUGCCUACAUUCAGUGCCAGUUUGAAGAUCUGAACAGAAGAAAAGAUACCAAGGAGAUCUACACUCAUUUCACCUGUGCCACAGACACCAAGAAUGUGCAGUUUGUUUUUGAUGCUGUUACAGAUGUCAUCAUUAAAAACAACUUAAAGGAGUGUGGACUUUAUUAA
Elephantulus edwardii (Cape elephant shrew) is the source of this 930-nucleotide messenger RNA. RefSeq names its product guanine nucleotide binding protein (G protein), alpha inhibiting activity polypeptide 3 (gene GNAI3). Gene Ontology annotation, cellular component: heterotrimeric G-protein complex. The record is from RefSeq and is a predicted model, not a curated record. The coding region runs from base 1 to 930 and encodes 309 amino acids. Lineage: Eukaryota; Metazoa; Chordata; Mammalia; Macroscelidea; Macroscelididae. The transcript is spliced from 8 exons. Gene Ontology annotation, molecular function: GTPase activity; G protein-coupled receptor binding; G-protein beta/gamma-subunit complex binding. Gene Ontology annotation, biological process: adenylate cyclase-modulating G protein-coupled receptor signaling pathway.